Messenger RNA from Phalaenopsis equestris, 1000 nucleotides. Its product is annotated as ninja-family protein 3-like. The record is from RefSeq and is a predicted model, not a curated record. Gene Ontology annotation, biological process: signal transduction; negative regulation of DNA-templated transcription. NCBI's taxonomy places the organism in Eukaryota, Viridiplantae, Streptophyta, Magnoliopsida, Asparagales, Orchidaceae. The transcript is spliced from 2 exons. Gene Ontology annotation, cellular component: nucleus. The annotation marks the transcript as partial.
CGGAAGAGAAAGGAGUUGCAGAGCUUGAAAAGACUAGAGGCAAAGAGGAAGCGGGAGGAAAAGAAAAACAUUUCAAGGCCUGCUGUUGAUGCUGAUCUGUGCGUGGGUGUUCCGCCCAGACCCAGCGGCUGCCGGCCUCUGGUUUCGCCGACUACGCUGACUGGGAUGCGUCGAAGCAGCUUGAACUUUGAUUCUUGGGGAUCGCGAGUGCCUGAAAUCCCAGCUUUGAACAACAACAACAACAGCUCGGUAGUUUCAAGCUCGCCAUCAACACCUGACACCAUUCAGAGAGCAGCAAGAACACCACCUCCAGCUUCAGCCUUGAGAACUCUCAGAUCUUUGGGAGAAAACGAUGAAGCCAUGAAGAGGAUGAUGAAUCAUGUCUCGAAAGAUAUGAAAUCCAACAUCAUGGAAGAAAUGCCUUGUGUUUCAACAAGAGGAGAUGGUCCCAGUGGUAAAAAGAUUGAAGGUUUCCUCUACAGAUACAAGAAGGGAGAAGAUGUGAGCAUUGUCUGUGUUUGUCAUGGCAGCUUCCUUACUCCAGCAGAGUUCAUUAAGCAUGCAGGAGGUGGAGAUGUUGACCAUCCUCUCAGACAUAUUGUGGUCAACCCUUCUACCUCACAACCUCCUUAUUACUAAUGGCUGUCUGGACUGAUAACAUUCGUAAUUCAAGGUGAAGAACGUCGGCUGGACUUAUUUCCUCGAGCUAAAAUGGUGUAUUCGAGUCGCCUCAAGAAUGGGUAUGUUUGUGUUUUCGGAAAUGCGGAUCUGGUUUGUCUUCAAAUUGGCAUAUCAUUUGAUCUUCUGCUGAGUCAAAAAGCUACAUAUAGCAGAAGCAUGACAAGAGCAGCAGCAUCUCUACUUCCAUGUAAGGAGUAUUGUUUACUUGAGUUUCUUUCUUUCAAUGUCUGCCAUGAGAUUGCUUCUUUAUUUUUAAUAUAAUUUUAUAAUGUAAAAUCCAAUGAAGAGAAGGAAUUUAUGAAGUUACAUUUUAAAUCUA